Messenger RNA from Lodderomyces theae, 1023 nucleotides. RefSeq names its product rRNA-binding ribosome biosynthesis protein (gene RPF2). Gene Ontology annotation, molecular function: rRNA binding. NCBI's taxonomy places the organism in Eukaryota, Fungi, Ascomycota, Pichiomycetes, Serinales, Debaryomycetaceae. The transcript has a single exon. Bases 1 to 1023 code for a protein of 340 amino acids. The record is from RefSeq and is a predicted model, not a curated record. Gene Ontology annotation, cellular component: nucleolus. Gene Ontology annotation, biological process: maturation of LSU-rRNA from tricistronic rRNA transcript (SSU-rRNA, 5.8S rRNA, LSU-rRNA); ribosomal large subunit assembly.
AUGAUUAGGACAAUCAAGCCAAAGAAUGCUCGUUCCAAGAGGGCAUUAGCCAAGAAGGAGGCCAAACUUGUUGAAAAUACUAAAUCAGCACUUUUUGUUCCAGGUUCUACUGGUAACAAGCUUCUUCAUGACGCCAUGUGUGAUUUAAUGGCUUUGAAGAAACCAUUUGCAAAAAAAUUUUCGAAAAAGAAUGAAGUCAGACCAUUUGAAGAUGCUACUGAGCUAGAGUUUUUUGCUGAAAAGAAUGAUUCUUCUUUGAUGGUGUUCUCGUCGCAUAACAAGAAGAGACCAAAUACGUUGGUGUUUACCAGAUUUUUUAACCACAAGGUGUACGACAUGAUUGAGCUUUCAAUAGUGAAUGACCCCAAAUUGAUACAAGACUUCAAGAAGCUCACAUUCACAAUUGGCUUAAAACCAAUGUUUGUUUUUAAUGGACCUGCAUUUGAUAGUCACCCCGUAUACCAACAAAUAAAGUCAAUGUUUAUGGAUUUUUAUCGUGGAGAGGAAACUGAUCUACAAGAUGUCGCUGGGCUACAAUGUAUAAUAGCACUCUCAGUUGGAGAGAUUGAGGAUUCAAACAAUGACAAGGAUUUACCAAACGUCCAUUUCAGAGUAUACAGAUUGAAGACGUUCAAAUCGGGACAGAAAUUGCCCAGAGUUGAAUUGGAUGAAAUUGGACCAAGAUUUGACUUUAAGAUUGGUAGAAGAAGAACACCAGCGCCAGAGGUUGAGAAGGAGGCUCAUAGAAAGCCAAAACAAUUGGAAGCAAAGACCAAGAAAAAUGUCAGUACCGAUUUCAUGGGUGAUAAAGUUGCUCAAAUACAUGUCGGUAAGCAAGACUUGAGUAAACUUCAAACUAGAAAGAUGAAGGGUUUGAAGGAAAGGUAUGAUAUCAGUGAAAGUGAGGAGGGAGAAGAAGAAGAAGAAGAAGAGGAGGAAGAUGAAGAAGACGUAUACAUUUCAGACGAGGAGUAUUUUGCUGAUGAGGUAGAAGAGCCACAAAUUAAGAAGCAAAAAGUAUAG